AUGGCUAAGCCUGCUCCGGAACUAAAGAGACUGAAGACACGCAGAGAGCCCAAAGAUUGCGGGCCCCUUCAACCCCACGUCACCGCAACCAACUCUCCCACCUCCUACCAAAUCAAUCCACAGCAGCCCUCGCCCCUCAUACCGCCAGGCCUGGACGAGAACAUUGUCGGCGAGAAUACUGUUGACGAGAUCACCGACGACGAGAGUACUGUUGUUGAGAGUACUGUUGACGAGAGUACUGUUGACGAGAGUACCGAUGACGAGAAUACCGUUGACGAGAAUUCUGUUGACGAGAAUACUCUUGACGUUGAGAAGAUUGACGACGAAAUCAUUGAGUCCACUGCUGCAAUCGUCGCCCUAAAUCGAGCGCACUCAGUGGAACCUACCGGUCCAAAGAGUGUCCAGCCAGAUCAAUCUGUGGGCCGUCCAGAGCCGGCAACAGUAGAGCAGUCACGCGAUCUAAUCCUCUACGACACAAGUGAUGCUCCUCUCAGCUCGAUUCGGCGUUUCUUGACGCAGCGUGCUCGGCCUGCCGUCGUCACAAGCAGCCGCAGCGACCAAGAGAGUGACGACUCUGAUUUCCUGAUCCCAAGCCCAUCGAACACAACCAGCCCCAAUGCCGACACCUCCGCCAAACCGAAAUCGUCGCGCUUCCAAAACACUAGAUAUGUCGAAGAUCACGACACUGAACCUCGGCUCCCGAAGAAUAGACAGCAAGCGGUGGUAGGUCGACUAGUCAACAUCCCCAUCACUGCUGCGGAAAAGAUCGUCCUCAGUCCAUAUUUCCCACCGUUUGCGAUGUUGAUGUUGAUGUUGAUUACCGUGGUGCUCAUCCUAUGGCGCUUCGAGUACUACUGCACAUCAAUCUCCAACGCUACGAGGGACUCCUUGAUAUGCUUGGUAGGAGCCAUCCAUUGGAGCUUCGAGACUACUGCCAAGUUUACUGGGGCGCUGUACCAAAGAGCCGAUGGAGCCAAGGGGUCGAUUGUUCAAUACGCUGCCCACUGGAUGCCCAGCUACAACACGACAACCUCGACACUGAGUGGCUCUUUCCUCUGUACAAGCAUUUUCGGUAUGUGGCUCCCAUCGUCGCUGCGGCUCUUCUGUCCACCGGCAUUCGCCUCAAAUGGCACAGAGAUACUCGAUGCGCUGAACCGGACCUCCGACGAAAUGGGACACUGGGCCGCUGUAGCGGAGGUUCUCAUGCCACAUAUCCACUCCUUCCAGCUAGCCACGAUCCCGCUUAGUCAGAACGGAAAGUUUAUUGAGUUUGAUCGAGUCCCUUUUGAUGAAAAGAAUCGGCUCCUCAUACACAUUCAUGGAUAUGAUCGGGGUCUUGAAGAUAGUGCUGACUGCAUGUUCGACAUCACGCUCACUACCGAUGGUAUACUCAAAAUUAUGAUCAUCAACUUCCAAGGAGUACACCGCAGGUUGCGCGACGUCAUGGAGACGGAAUUUGGAUGGUGGACUUCGCCGGCGAAGAAGCUCCGCCGUAUCGAUGAUAUACUUACGGUCCUACUGCUGCUGUUGGAUGACAAACUUGUUCUCUUGAUUACCGAGAUCGACAAGUGUCGAGUUGUCCUGCAAGAAACCUCGGAUCACGGACAUCGAAUCAGAGAUCUUGCUCACAAAUCUCAAACCUCCAUCGACCAAGAGAUCCGAAAGAAACAAGGGCGGUUUGGCAGACCUAAUCCAACGCUCACCCGCACGAAGGGGCUGUUGUCCGACAUUGUACAGCUUCCCACGGACCAAAUACUUGCGAAGCUUCAUGAAUCCAGAAGUCGACUGCUACGCCAUAGGGCAGAUGUCAAGAAUGCCAAGAACACCCUCAACAUGGCCUACCAACUGUCUGAGCAAUCUGGCUUGGAUCAGUUGAUGGCGCUUUUGCAGCAGGUCCUUGGGGGGUUGAGCAACACGGAUGGGAGGCUGGAGCUAGCCCGUGCCCAAGAUAAGGAGCAAUUUGAGGAGCAAAUCCGCCAGGGGCUCUUUAAAAGCACCGCUAGUGUGACAACCUUAAGGGGGUGGCCACCAAGACGCUACCGGUGA
Molecule: messenger RNA, 2046 nt
Organism: Capronia epimyces CBS 606.96
Lineage: Eukaryota; Fungi; Ascomycota; Eurotiomycetes; Chaetothyriales; Herpotrichiellaceae
Exons: 2
Coding region: 1-2046 (681 amino acids)
Source: RefSeq, a predicted model, not a curated record